AUGAUGUGGCUGAUAGUGUGUUGGGGCCUGAUGGCGUUACUCUGCUACUUGGCUCUCAAUCACCUCGGCACACGUACCACCGACGAGUCUACAAAAACUACGGUGUCGUCGGCUCAGGGAGCGCCAAACCGCCUUGACGGCUCGAAUAGCGAAUGGACGAACGAAGUGUUAGCCUGGAUUUACAACAACUAUCUUAAAGUACCCGGACCUUUGGAAGCAUGGAUAAAGUCCUUAAACGACGCCGCUAAAAAAGUCAAUAGACCUACAGAAUGCGAAGUAGUGUUUGAUGGCUUCGGCGACCAUAGGCAGAUAAAAGUACCGCCUAAAGUCAGCAACAUCAGAGUUGAACAUGGACCUCGAGAACAUUUGACACUAAGAGCAAAUAUUCAUCUACCAUGUGUGUGCCUUAAAGUCGUUUCAUCUCAGCGAACGCCUGAGAGGCUUUUGGUCAGCAAUUUUGAUGCCAACAUAGUGGAUCUUCGUGGA
Molecule: messenger RNA, 486 nt
Organism: Ostertagia ostertagi
Lineage: Eukaryota; Metazoa; Nematoda; Chromadorea; Rhabditida; Trichostrongylidae
Source: the annotation of a GenBank genome assembly